Molecule: messenger RNA, 1213 nt
Organism: Argiope bruennichi
Lineage: Eukaryota; Metazoa; Arthropoda; Arachnida; Araneae; Araneidae
Product: cytochrome P450 4c3-like
Exons: 10
Coding region: 98-1213 (371 amino acids)
Molecular function (GO): oxidoreductase activity, acting on paired donors, with incorporation or reduction of molecular oxygen; heme binding; monooxygenase activity
Source: RefSeq, a predicted model, not a curated record
UUCAAACUAUUGCCACUCAUUGCUGCUCCUUCAUUUUAAAGGAACCAAAUCAAUCUCAAUAAAGAAAAAAAUCUUCCACAUUUCUGGACUUCAAGCAAUGAUAGGUUUGAGCCUUGUAUACGGAAGGAAUGGUUUGUUUAGAUUCCUUAUACUAUUUAAACCAUGUGUCAUUUUCUUCAAAGCAGAAGCAGUCGAAGCUGUUUUGAGCAGUUCAGAGAUUAUUAAUAAAAGCGCGGAAUAUUCACUCUUGCGGCCAGCGAUUGGUAAUGGACUCGUAACAAGCUUUGGGACAGACUGGAGAAAACAAAGAAAGCUAUUAACGCCAACAUUUCACUUCUCGAUUCUGGAUGAUUGCAUACCUAUAUUCCAAAAACAAGCUAAAGUUCUGAUUUCAACUAUAAAAUCUCGUGUUCAUGAACCUUGGAUCGAUAUAGCACCUUUGUCACAUUUGUGCGCUUUGGAUAUUAUUUGUGAAACUGCCAUGGGUGUCACUAUGAAUUUCCAAAUAGGAGGAAAUUGUGAUUACUCAAACGCUCUUCAUGAAAUCGAGGGGGCAGUUAUGUAUCGAGCAUUGCGCCCGUGGCUGUAUCCUGAUAUAAUUUUCAAUUUGACAACAGUUGGUAAGAAGUUCAAGUCUAAUGUUCGUCUUUUCCGUGGCUUUAGCAAAAAGGGACAAGAUACUACAGCUGCUGCUGUGAGUUGGACUUUGUAUUGUUUAGGAAUAUACCCAGAAGUCCAAAAACAAGUCCAUGAAGAGUUGGAUGUAAUUUUCGGAGACGAAAAAAACAUGGAUAUCUCACGAGAAAUCCUGUCAUACAUGAGAUAUCUCGAAUGUGUUAUCAAGGAGACACUGAGGCUACAUCCUGUGAUACCUUUGAAUCACACGGUGGAGAAAGGUACUAUCUGCAUUAUUUUAUUUCCGGCCUUACAUCGAGAUCCAGAAGUGUUUCCUGAUCCAGAGAAAUUCGAUUCCGAUCGCUUUCUUCCUGAAAACUGUGUAGGAAGACACCCUUAUGCUUAUACUCCAUUUUCUGCAGGACCUAGGAACUGCAUAGGUCAAAAAUUUGCGAUGAUGGAAGCGAAAACUAUUCUAGCUUGCAUUCUGGCUCACUUUCGUGUUAAAUCCUUGGAUACCCAGGAUAAAGUACUCUUUUACCCCAAUAUCACUCUUCGAAAUGUUUAUCCUAUGCGUCUGAGCUUUGAGCUCAGAUAA